UAAUACCAGAAUCCCCAACCAAGAUGGCUGCCUCCAUGUGGAAGGUUAUGCGAACCAUAAAUAUGACGCGUAUUUCAGUGUUUCCUAAUGUUUUCAAUUGUAGAAAUUGCAUUAAAAGACAUUCAUCAUCACAAACACUGGAGAGCCGUACUGAGAACGUAAUAUCAGAUAAACCAAAUGCGAAUAAUACUGAGUUGAACCCGUACACAGAUUUGGAUACUGGAGAAACGAAGACAGAAGAAGACGUGGAACCUGAGCCAAAAAAAAGCUUUGCAACGUUGUUUCGUAACUCUCCAUUCGUGCAACUGGGUGACCUGCGUGACAAGGUCGUAAUUGGUAUUAUUAACAGUGUGGUUGGCGACGACCUAUAUAUAGACUUUGGUGGCAAGUUCAUGUGUGUAUGUCAGCGGCCGAGUUACAAAGCCGAGGACUAUGUUCGUAAACAUGUUAUCUAUUGUAGAGACUAUGUUCAUGUCCAUGUCAUCUAUUGUAGGAACUAUGUUCGUGUACAUAUCAUCUAUUUUAGGGACUAUGUAAUUAUACAUGUUAUCUAUUGUAGAGACUAUGUUCAUGAACAUGUCAUCUAUUGUAGGGACUAUGUAAUUAUACAUGUUAUCUAUUGUAGAGACUAUGUUCAUGAACAUGUCAUCUAUUGUAGGGACUAUGUAAUUAUACAUGUUAUCUAUUGUAGAGACUAUGUUCAUGAACAUGUCAUCUAUUGUAGGGACUAUGUAAUUAUACAUGUUAUCUAUUGUAGAGACUAUGGUCAUGAACAUGUCAUCUAUUGUAGGGACUAUGUAAUUAUACAUGUCAUCUAUUGCAGGGACUAUGUUCAUGAACAUGUCAUCUAUUGUAGGGACUAUGUUCAUGUCCAUGUCAUCUAUUGUAGGGACUAUGUUCAUGAACAUGUCAUCUAUUGUAGGGACUAUGUUCAUGUACAUGUCAUCUAUUGUAGGGGCUAUGUUAGUAUACAUGUCAUCUAUUGUAGGUACUAUGUUAGUAUACAUGUCAUCUAUUGUCGGGGUUAUGUUAGUAUACAUGUCAUCUAUUGUAGGUACUAUGUUAGUAUACAUGUCAUCUAUUGUAGGUACUAUGUUAGUAUACAUGUCAUCUAUUGUAGGGACUAUGUUCAUGUACAUGUCAUCUAUUGUAGAGACUAUGUUAGUAUACAUGUCAUCUAUUGUAGGGACUAUGUUCAUGUACAUGUCAUCUAUUGUAUUGACUGAGUAUGUACAUGUUAUCUAUUGUAGGGGCUAUGU
Messenger RNA from Dreissena polymorpha, 1259 nucleotides. RefSeq names its product 28S ribosomal protein S28, mitochondrial-like. The transcript has 3 exons. The record is from RefSeq and is a predicted model, not a curated record. Lineage: Eukaryota; Metazoa; Mollusca; Bivalvia; Myida; Dreissenidae. The coding region runs from base 24 to 1226 and encodes 400 amino acids. Gene Ontology annotation, cellular component: mitochondrial small ribosomal subunit.